Messenger RNA from Quercus robur (English oak), 597 nucleotides. RefSeq lists its product as uncharacterized. The coding region runs from base 45 to 536 and encodes 163 amino acids. Gene Ontology annotation, molecular function: protein dimerization activity. Lineage: Eukaryota; Viridiplantae; Streptophyta; Magnoliopsida; Fagales; Fagaceae. The record is from RefSeq and is a predicted model, not a curated record. The transcript has 2 exons.
UUGUUCGAGUUCUUCGCCUUGUUGAUAAUGAGAGAAAACCAGCUAUGGGUUACAUAUAUGAGGCAAUGGAUAGGGCUAAAGAAGCUAUUAUAAAAGUUUUUAAUGAGAAUGAAGAAAGGUAUUCAAAUAUUUUUAAAAUCAUUGAUGAGAGAUGGGAAUGUCAAUUACAUCAGCCUUUGCAUGCAGUGGGUCAUUUCUUGAAUCCUGAGUACUUCUAUUUUGAUGAUAACAUAGCAACAAAUCAUGAAAUUACAGCAGGAUUGUAUGCUUGCAUACAAAGACUAGUUCCUACUGCUGAAAUUCAGGACAAGAUCAUGGCUGAGCUACCCAUCUAUAAGAAAGCUGAAGGACUCUUUGGCAUUGAAUUGGCUAAAAGAUCAAGAAAGACAAGGGCUCCAGCUGAAUGGUGGAGUUUGUAUGGGAGCUCAACUCCGAAUUUGCAACAGUUAGCUAUAAGAAUCUUGAGCUUGACUUGUAGUGCAUGUGGUUGUGAGCGCAAUUGGAGUGUGUUUGAGCAGGUGAGUUUUGAAGUAUAAUAAGUAGAUCUUAUCCUUUGAUGAACUACUUUAUUUCAUAGAAAAUUACAAUGGUUUAAUU